Molecule: messenger RNA, 7336 nt
Organism: Parus major (Great Tit)
Lineage: Eukaryota; Metazoa; Chordata; Aves; Passeriformes; Paridae
Gene: MACIR
Product: macrophage immunometabolism regulator
Exons: 5
Coding region: 297-1025 (242 amino acids)
Biological process (GO): negative regulation of fibroblast migration; negative regulation of cytokine production involved in inflammatory response
Source: RefSeq, a predicted model, not a curated record
UGCGAUGAGAAAGUCACCAAGAGACGGGUACUUCAUACAUUUCUACAGCUGUAUACGACAGAAAACGGCACAGACGACAAACGUUUAUUAAAACCAGACUCAGGACAGGUGGAAGAUACAGAGGCUCAGGCUGGGGAGGGAGGCGGAGCUCGGAACGGCCUGCAUGCUCCGUACGAAGCCGCCGCGCGCUCCGCCCUCAGCCCGGCGCCGGGCGGGCCCGGGGAACAGGAGCGACCCGCACGCCGCCCCUGACAGCAGCUGCCUACCGGGCCCCGCCGCGCUGGGCCGCAGCAGGCAUGUUUUUCCAGUCCUGUCUCUGCACAUUUACUGGAAGAAUGUCUUUGAGCAGCUGUGGUGCUGUUUUGAGUGGUCUGCAGAAGGAGCGAAGCUUUGUGUUUAAAAUGGAAGUUGAUGUGAAUGGAGAGUCCAGAACUGCCCUCUCCACCCUCCCUGUGCCUCUUGCAGAGGUGAGUUCUGCAGCCAGGAUGGAAGCAGAAAGGCCACGCUGUUCCAGCACCCCCUGCUCACCAUUACGGCAGACAGUUGCAGGAUAUCAGAUCCUUCACAUGGAUUCUAACUACCUGGUUGGCUUUGCAACUGGAGAGGAGCUGCUAAAACUAGCUCAUAAGUGUACAGGAAGUGAGGAGAAUAAAGGAGAAUCUGGUCCUAACUUGGGCUCCAAACAUAUUGAUUCAGGACUUCCACGUUCCUCGCGUUUGUACAAAACUAGAAGUAGGUACUCCCAGCCAUAUGAGAUCCCAGCAGUAAAUGGAAGGAGGAGGAGACGGAUGCCCAGCUCAGGGGAUAAAUACAGUAAAGCUUUACCAUAUGAACCUUACAAGGCACUUCAUGGUCCCCUGCCUCUCCGCCUUUUGAAAGGACGUGGACUUCAGAAAAAUAAAGCUGUGACACUAUUUUGCUGUAAAACCUCCAAUCAGCUGCUUGCAUUCCUGUCUCCUGUGGAGUUGAUUAAUUUAGAACUUCAGCCAGAAGGUAUGUCCUUAAAACCUUUUAAAAACAGUUGAAAUGACUAGCAUAAAUCUAUAUGAGACUUGAAGAGUGUGGAGCCCACAGAUAUUUGUAUCAUCUUUUUAUUGCUUCCAACUGACAUCAUUUGGAUCUCAGAAGAAAUAGCAGAGGAGAAGGAUUUGGCAAAAAUCACUCUCUUUCUGGGUGUAAUGCAUGACAGAAGUCUGCCUGGGAAGGAUAAUUACAACCUGUCCAGACCCCCAAGUAGAAUGUUUUUAUGAAGUAUUUGAGAAUUAAAUAUGAAUACAUUAUGAAGGAUCUAUUUUAUAUGCAUUCCAAAUAUAAUAGGUACAAAGCCCAAGGAUACAUCCAUAUGAAGUAUUGAUUUCCUCAGAACGUAAUCCCUUCACCCCUGGAUUUAAUUCCUAUCUAUUCAGCUUGUGCUAAUUGACUCUGCCUACAGCUAUUCAAGCAAUAAAUAAGAUAAAUUUCAUGCAAACAUAUAGUCUUGUAUGUCUCCUUCACUCAUAAGGAUAAACAGAUAAUGAAGGAUGAAAUAAAAUUUCUGCAGAGAGGAAUGGAAGGCUUUAUAAAACCUGCAUAACUCUCAUAGUACCUGAAUGGUAAGUAAAUGUCAGGGCUACAGGGUAUGUAUUUACAGUCUUCAUAACUGAAAUAUUUUCUCUUUUGUUCAAAAAUAGAAGAAAUAUUGAGCUAUGGAUUGAACAUCUUGUUCCUCCUUCAGAGGCUUGCUUUCAAUGCUGUUCCAUUAUUGUCUGCACAAGUAGCCAAUACCCAUCCACUGCAAUGAUUCAUUCAUAUUGCAGUUUAGUAUCUCUGAUCCUUCAGGCAUUAAUAUAUUUGUUCAUUACACUUUUACUGCUGUUUCUCCACACUGAGCAGCAUUUUACAAUUACGAGAGGUCCGACAAACAGGCUAUACUGACUAACAGUAGCAUAUCUCAAGUCACUAUUCAGAAGUCAUACCUACAGGAGUAAGCACUGUAUUCUGAAUACUGUUGUUUAGCUUUGAUCAGGAUCUGUGUUUAAUUUAUUUCAGUUUCCUAUAUUUCUUGAGAAUAAACAAAGCUUUAAGUAUAUGAUAAAUGAGCUUUGCAUGAGGCAUAUUUAUAUACCAGCAGGGUUGCUAAUGUUUAUGGUCCUUUUUCAUGAUUUUGUAUAUAUAUUAAAAAUAUAUAUAUACAUACUCUAUGCAUUUAUAUUCUUAUAUUAACUGCAGCAAAUUCAGCUUCUUGGAAAAUUAAAUACUAUGCCAAAAUAGAAAUUAACAUACAAUAAUAUAAGAUCACUUAAAAUGUAGGUAGAAAUUGUGACCUAUUUUAACUUCUUAAAGUAGUACUAUGAGAAAAUUACUGAGGUUUAUAGGCCUGCUUGUUAGAGAGGUCAAAUGCCUGCAGUCCUGUUGAUUCCUCCUGGGAUGGAUAUUCAGCACUCCUGUAAACCUGACUAAGUUUUUGCCACAGAUAUCUUUAAAAUAGUCUUAUUUGGCAAGAACAUGAAUAUGAGAAAAGUACUGGUCAUCAGCUUAGUAUAUUCCAAAAGCAAACAAUCUGGUAUUAGGUAUUGGCCUCCUAUGAUUCUGCAAGAGAUUUUAAUAAACAAACACUGCUUCUUCCAAACCUCUGCUGUUAUCACUGAUGAUGCUGUUGCACAAAUAUGUUCUGGUGUGAUAAGGGAAUAUGUUAAAAUGAAAAUCUUUUUUGAAACAGGAAGUGUUCAGUGUUUCCCUGUUUCAAUUUUGUUUUCAUACAUGCUGCUUGCCUCACGCAUUAAAAAAAAAUAAAUUAAGAUAAACUUAUUUAAAUUAUGUGUAUAUUGCUAGUAAAGCAAAGUUGUAAAGAAAAUACUGUCUGAAACUUUUAAUCAGAAUGUAUUAAAAUUAUGUCAGUUUAAGUAUAUAUUGUGUCUGAUUUAAGGACCAAACAAAUCUAUUCUAUAUUUCUGGGUCAUGUAUAUACAAGAUAUAGUGCAUUGAACUAGGUUAUGCUACCCUGUGCUUCAGUGGAAAGGAAAUUUUGGAUUUGCUACCACAGUAUAUAGACAGGGGAAAACCUCCAGUGUCUUAUAUCUAUACAAAUGGCUACAAACCCAAAUCUAAGGUGAGACACCAGCUAAGCUAGGCAGAACUCAAUACAUUUGCAGAGAGGCUGACAUUUGAAAAGGACAUGUAACAGAGGCCUGGUUUCAAUACAUUGUGGAAAAGGAUCCCUGCCUUCCAUGUUUGGGAUAUGAUUACAGAGGAUUUUUUUCCACAUUUCCAGUAAUUACUUAUGUGGUUGCCAGAAUGGUAAGUGAAGUCUGCACUCAAACUUUCCUUGGGAAAGUGUACAGGAACAUCCUAGCCCUAUUGUAUGAGCUCAGAUGCAUGGAUCAUGAGUCUCAAGAAACAUUCAGAAGCUGGGGAAUGCUCUGUGCAUUUGGAACUGCACACAAAGGACAGGUGCUUAUGGCCUAGUUUCACUUUCACCUUCUUGUGACUGCUAUUUGUCCUGCAGGACACCAACAAAGUGAAGGCUAACUAAGAAUGUUCCCUGAUAUCCAGUCUAGUUUUUCUGUUUGCAAGAUGGAAAGUAACAUGUUGCCUAUCAUCAGAGUGCAUAGCAUGGCUUUCUUGAAGUUCACUAACUUGUUUUUUUCUUCAAAGUGAAGCUCAGCUCUACUGUUUUCUGUCACUUUUAAGGGAAGGUAUCUAUCUACACAAAUACCUGUUAAGGUAUAUAAAUAGCUGAAUAUAAAAAAACUCCAUUGGCUCUUUGGUGAAAUGUAUUUGGUAUAAAAUUUGAAAAGCUUUCUCAUCACAUGACUGAUGUAGAAACCCUUUUCACUCCUCUUUCUGUUUACUUCUUUAGAGGGGUUAACCUUGUGUUUAACCCUCAAAGGGAGAGACAGACACCAAAAGAACCACCAUACCAGCUCUUUGGUUUGUGAGAGACCUCAGAGCAUUGAGGUAACACUACAGAUAAUAUGUAGAUCUGAGAUAUUAGAGUUAAGUUUUGUUGAUGAUUGCUGAGGUAAAUAUUGAAUGUAUGCAUACAUGAUUUAAGGAUACAAAUGACUGGGAAUAAUGCUUCUCUGCAGAGCAGGUCAGAUGCCUUUACCAGGCUUGUUGACAACAGCUUUCUGCAACAAAUGGUUUGUUCUGUAACACAUAACCUGCUGUCAUCUUCAUGUAUUGACAAUGACACUCCAAGGUCAUAUGGAAGAUGAAAGAAGAAUUCAAAUAUUUGUUGGCUGAGGCACUAAGUAAGCUAACCUAUUAAGGUUAAAUAGGUUACAGUUUUAAUGAUUGUUUUUCCAGACCUGGUGUACAGAGAAAGGUUUGAAGAGACUUUCUAGGUUACUAGUUUUUCAGGUUUUUGUGGUACCCACUAUUAGAAAACAGUUUGCCUCAAGCAAAGCGAAUCUGUCAAAACGCAAUGUUUCUCUCCCCCAUCACUGCUGAAACUUCUAAAGAUGUCUGUGCUGUGUGUACAGUUAUAAUGAGUUAAAAUGUUAUUUGUUGGCUUUGCAUUUCUGCCAGUCUCACUCCCUCAGUCUGCAUGCUGUAGCAGAUUUGCUGAGAGACUUUAAACACUGUAGUCUAGCCUACAUACCACUUUCUUGUGUGUCUUCACUGGCAUCAUACUUCACUGUGUAGCUGUACUCCAAAAUUUCCUCAUCUACUACUGUUUUCCUUCUCUUCCCUGGUCUGUUUCUACUCAUCAUGCUCCUUCCUUUUUAUGUCCUCUGUCUCUCUACAGUCUCUGGCCAGGGCUUUUUCUUUUGCAGUCCCUUUGGCCUGGAUAGCUGCUUGUAUCUGUCAAAUCCUAAUCAUCACUGAAACCCUUAAAAUUAAUUUUCUUCAAGGAACUAUUCUGGUUUAUUUGCUCUGCCUGUAGUCUCUGUUCUCAGUUUGUUUGGGUUUUCUUCCUUUCCCUUUUCUAUUUGAUCCAAUGUGCAGGGGCAACAGGAGGCACAGAAAAGACAUUAAUCUGGGUUUGUGAAUCUGUUGUGCAUUACUGAAGGCUGUAGCAGUGUCACAGUGCCUUUUCUACUCUUAGUCCACCAAAGAUGCAAAGCUGUUAAAACUCCAGUUCUUAUUUCACACUCUUAGCUCUGACAGUUUCAUCAGCUGGACAGCAAAGCCCCUACAGAACAUGUAUUUGCAGCACUCCUUUCAAGUGGCUGUUUGACUAAAAUGAGAUCAGGGAGAAAUGUACUGGUUUAAGCCUGGCUAUAAUGAAGUUGAUACACGAAUGAUUGCUUCUCCAUCACACUUUCUUGCUUGCACUUACUGCUCACAUGGCCAGAGCAGUUUUUUGUUCCCUUACUGAGGCACUGAAGGCAAAAGUGGUGGAGAUGCUGUCUUUCAGAGACUUGAAACUUGAAGCUGAUUUUCUGAAAGACAUCUUAACACAUCUGAAAGAUACCUUAGCUUCUUUGCAUAGCCCUUAGCAAAUCCUUUGUGCUCUUUGAAGCUGACAGACUGUUGUUUGCUUUAAUGAUUAUAAAGCCUGUGUUGCAGUUUCCCUCUCAGAGCUGAAUGUGAGGUUUUAUGUACACAGUAUGUGUUCAGACAGUGUGCAAUCCUUUUGUGACUGGUUCUCUAGAACUGUUCACUUUGUUUAUACCACCAGGAAUUUUAGUGUGUAGCUGAGUUUAGCUGCUUUGGCUGCAUGAGGUUAUUUGUUUCUGUCGUGCAGUCUGCAUUUACAUUAGUAACACAUAAUUUUCUCUGCUUGCUCUCUAUCAUACAUUGUUUAGGUACCAUAACUGACUCGGAGGCUUUUUCAUCUCUGACGUGAAUCCUUUUCCUGAAGCUUAAGAGAAGAAUGUUAGAGGCUGCUGGUUAGAAUUUCUGCAAAAAAAAUUCCAUAGAGGUGCUUUAUUUGUUUAGGAAUAAAUGAUUUUACAGUGUGAUUUAGUACUUAUUGCUUUCUAGUUCUCCGUUACAGGAGAAAAAGUAAUAGGAACAAUGUUUAUGUGGAGGGGAAAGAAUCAGCAGAAGUAGUGUGUCUCUUUGCACAGUUAAAACAACAGCAACAAAAACCUAACCCAGAGGGUAAUGCAGAAAAAAGUGCAGUUUUAGUGAAUAUCAUGGGGUCAGAAAAAGUAUGACCAUAUUGUGAAUAGUGAAUUUGAGGAAAAAAACCCUGGAGGCAUGAGAUUGUUUCACAGCUAAUUAGUCAAGUCACACUGUGUUUUCCCACUCUACACUUCCUUAGUGUGAGAGAAUUUUGCAAGCAUUAAAAUGUUAAAUAAACUAUUAUAUUAUCAAAAUUCUGUUGGUUAUGAAUAACAUCAAUAAAUCAAUUUGAGAAAGAAGUUGCUCCUCUUGUUAGCCUGUUUGAGAGUCCCUUUAAUGUUUUAGGACACCUUUUAUACUUUGUUGAGGUGAGCGGAGGCAUAUAUGAAAAUGCAGUAGUACCUCCAACAGGUCAUUUCUUAUGUGAAAUGCUUUCAAACUUCUCUUCAUGUGAUCUUGAUUAGUUGCAGUGCAUCAUUUAUCACCACUGAAUACUCCUUCAAUGACAAACCCCUGUGCAUCCCCUUAUUUUUCCUCCUACUAUGCAAGAGGUUUCUUUUUCAUCGCAGUGCCACUUACAGAUUUUAAGGUCGAGAAGAUGCACACUGUGGAUAUGUUUAGAUAUUUAUGCUGAGUCUUUGUUCGUCCACUGAUACAGCAACUAGACUGAAGCUGCAUAGGGACAAUAGAAGAAAAAUGUCCCUUAAGCACUUCUGUCUACCCAGUUGCCCCUCUCUGAACCAAAAUUUCUAGGGUUCAAUGCUUUUGUAUGAAUGCCAGUUUGGCACUCUAAACAACUGAGGCGAGAAAAACUUUAAACAAAAAAAAAAAUCAUGCAUUUAAUUAGGAGAGGCCUGGCUUUGUAUUAUAAAUUUUUAUCCUCAGCAGUAUGGAGAUCUUUAAGCUGUUCCCUUAAGGGUUUCUUGGUAGAGAGUUUCCACUUGGUCAAAAAGCUCUUUCUAGGCAGUUAUGUCCAGAGAAAACAUGUCUGAGCUUCUAGACAGUAAACAGCAGCUCAGUCCCACAGGGUCUAGGCUGAUCUGGGUAAGGUUAAAAUAUGGGCAGUGACAAUCAGUACAAUCACAGGGUGUCUGUGUAGAUGUGCAUAUGUAAUGUUGACUACAAAUAUUUUAUUUAACCUUGGUGCAAGCUUGAGCAAAACAGCUUAUGUGAUAAAUAAAUUGGGCUACAGAUACAUCAGACUAUGUCUUUAUCAGUCCUUCCAAGAUUUUAAAUAAUGUGCUCAUUUCACCUGUUUUCUCUCUGUCUUUAGAUGCUCUAGAAUGUUGUCAGAGUAACAAGAUAACUUGUAAUCCAGAAAUAAAUUCUAACUUUGUUUAUA